Messenger RNA from Terrapene triunguis (Three-toed box turtle), 579 nucleotides. RefSeq names its product nucleolar protein 3-like. The transcript has 2 exons. Gene Ontology annotation, biological process: regulation of apoptotic process. NCBI's taxonomy places the organism in Eukaryota, Metazoa, Chordata, Testudines, Emydidae. The record is from RefSeq and is a predicted model, not a curated record. Bases 1 to 579 code for a protein of 192 amino acids.
AUGGCCUUUGAGACAAUCCGCCAGGGACGGGAGCGACUCAUCGCCCUCCUUCUCACCACCCCCGACCCCGUCUUGGACGAAGUGGCCUCGCUGGGGAUAGUCACCGAGGAGGAGUACGAGGCCUUGGAGAAGCUCUCGGAGCCCAGGGAGAGGAUCCGAAGGCUGCUGAUAAAGUUCCAGAGAAAGGGGGAGCGCGGCUGUGAGCAGUUCCUGGAGUGUCUGCAGAGCCUCUUCCCAGACUUCCCGCUGGAUUUACAGCCCCCGGGACGCCGGUGCGUAACUCAGACGAAUGAUGCAGAGAGUCCAGAAGGUGGCGCAUUUGCCGAGAAGAUAGGAGCAGAAAAUCCACAAGUUGCUGUAACCUUGGGAAAGAAUGAGCUAGAGAAUCCAGGAGGUGCCACAUCCCUAGAGAAGAAUGAUCUAGAGAAUCCAGAAACAGCUCUACCACACAAGGAGAAUGAUCUAGGGAAUCCAGAUGGUCGCCCAUCCUCAGGGACUAUUGAUUCACAGAACUCAGAAGAUGCCACGUCCUCAGAGAAGAAUGAUCCAGAAAAGCUGGAAGAACCUGAGAAGCCGUAA